Molecule: messenger RNA, 1643 nt
Organism: Callorhinchus milii (elephant shark)
Lineage: Eukaryota; Metazoa; Chordata; Chondrichthyes; Chimaeriformes; Callorhinchidae
Gene: tmem267
Product: transmembrane protein 267
Exons: 4
Coding region: 498-1175 (225 amino acids)
Source: RefSeq, a predicted model, not a curated record
AUGCAAGGAUCGGGGAAUAAUUAUUAUCUUUAAAGUAAUCCACUGGGGAAUAGGGGAUUUAGUAGGUCUAAGAGAGAGAGAGAUUUUCAGCGUUGUAGUAAUAGCCGUGGCAUUUGUUUAGCUCCUUUCACAUCAGGAGGACAUUUCAAAUUGCUUCACGGAGUACAGUGUAAAACGUAAUGACUUAAAUUGGCUGCCACAAACAUUUGCACACAGCAAGCAAUGUUUCGGAAACAGUGACUGACCAGUUUUGUUUGGAAGGUUGUUGGCGAGGACCACCCCACUGUGAGAAACCCGACAGCAUGAACCGCUACAGUGCAAGGGUUUUUAUUACGGAGCUAAAUCUGCAGCUCAAAACCUCUAAUCUGACCAGACUGAUCAUCUGCUACAACUGUGUGGUAAUCUCUGAACAAAACACUACUAUAUGUAGUUAGCCCGAUUUACCAGAAUGAGGGAGUGCUGCAGUGCUGUACAAUGGAUGAUACUCGUGCUGUAGGAUGUUUAAGUCUAAACCCUCCACGAUUACAAUGGCGACAGAGACAGAAAACGCACGUGCGCUGCUCAAGACCUUCAGCACGGCGUCAGUCAUCUGGAGCAUAGGCCUGGGCGUGUUCUGCUUCCUGUCCGAUCAGUGUUUACAACUGCCUCUAAUACAGAACAACUACUGGCUCAGGGCUCUUUCGGACAAUGCGGUGCACGGGGCCGUUGGCCUGUGGUCCUGGGCCAUUGUGGUCGGAUUGAAGAAGAGGAGUGAUUUGUACGAGGUUGUUCUGGCCGGGCUUCUGUCGUCCGCCGUCGAUGCUGAUCACUUUCUUGCAGCCGGCUCGCUGUCUCUCAAGGCUGCGUUGCUUCUGCCUCAGAGGCCUCCGCUCCACUGCUCCACAGUCAUCCCUGUGGUCGCUUUCUCAAUGAGACUGUUCAUGUGGCUCUUCAGGCUCAAAGACUCGUGGUGCUUUCUCCCGUGGAUGGUGACCAUAUCCUGGGUCUCUCACCACAUCCGUGAUGGAGCCCGACGAGGACUGUGGUUCUGUCCCUUUGGAAAUACAGCCCCCGUGCCAUAUUGGCUCUACAUAGCAAUCACCUCAUCGUUCCCUCAUCUCUGCUCUGUCCUUAUGUACUUGACUGGUACGAGAGAAACCAUGUCCAUGUCCCAUGGGAUUGCCAUAGAUGUAUAAAAGUCAUGUGUGCUGUAAUGUGCAGUAUACGGUGGUGCUGACUGCACUGAAAUAGCAUAUUUGAACUAGGUUACAAAAGUAUCAUUUAGUAGGAUAUUGCUGAUUUGGGUGAAACUACUUGAAUCUAACUAACAGCAGCUUAUUAUGGUUUUACAGUCCUAGCUUCCUUUCCUGAUCAUUGUGCUAGGCUGUAAUACAUAAGAGCUUUAUUUUGAAACCCUCAUUCUCCACAUUUAACCCUAGUCCAGCACUACAUCUGAAACUUUUGAAUCUAAAAUCCAGUGGGGUUCAAAUGCAUUCCUUUUCAUAGCUACAGCUAGAAUAAUCUGUUGUUGUUUGUGAAUCAGGAUUUGCAACCGAAUUGGCUUUGCAACCUCAUUCGAUGAUGAGCUGUGUUAACCCAAGUCCCAUGCAAGAAAAUCAACAACAACUUGUAUUUGUAUAGCGUCUUUCAUGUCGGGAGGACGU